CGCGUGUCGCCCUGUCGACCGCUUCGAGUGAUCGCCGCAGGUAUCCUAUUAGCAAGUUUCCGUAAUCAUCCCCCGCAAGUUUCCGCCCUCGACUGCUCCCGACUCUCCUCUUCGCUCGCGGCUCGCCGGCCGCGGAAACUCGUCUCGCUCGCGCUCGACGGCGCGCUAAUUGGCCCGCCAGUCUCGCCGUCUCGCCGCCAUGGAGAAGAGCGACGACGAGGAGCGAGCCACCGCGGCGGCCCUUCAAGAGGCGGCGGCGCCGGAGCACGUUGACCGCGAGGCGCACGACGGUCCCGAGGAGGACUACGGGUGUGCGCACUACAAGCGGAAAUCCAAGUUCGUGACGCCAUGCUGCAAUAAGGUGUACACAUGUCGAUUCUGUCACGACGAGGAGGAGGCCCACACGGUGAAAAGGAAGGAAGUGACAGAAUUAAUAUGCGUUAUGUGCGACACUCGUCAACCGGUGCAAGCCACCUGUCAGGAGUGUCACUGUCGAUUCGGCAAGUACACUUGUCUAAAGUGCAACCUUUUCGACGACGAGGACAAGAAUCAGUAUCACUGCGAUGGCUGUGGCAUCUGUAGGGUAGGUGGGCGAGAGAGGUACUUUCAUUGCGCCAAGUGUAACAUGUGCUUGCCGGUUCAACUACAAAAUGGCCACAAGUGUGUGGAGAACGUAUCGCAUGCCAAUUGCCCGGUAUGUCUAGAAGACAUCCACACAAGCCGUAUUCCUUGUCACAUUCCCAACUGCGGGCACUUGCUGCACCGGACCUGCUUUGAGGAGCUGCUGCAUUCGGGCCAUUACGCCUGUCCAACCUGUCAAGUGUCGUUGCUCGACAUGACCGACCUCUGGAGAUUCCUGGACAUCGAGGUGUCCAUGACGCCGAUGCCUCAAGAAUAUCGAGACCAUAAGGUCAACAUUCUCUGUAAAGAUUGCCAUGAGGAAUCAACGGUAAAAUUCCACGUAGUGGGGCUCAAGUGCUUGAACUGCGGCAGCUACAACACGUGCAAGAUCAAGAGUUCGCCCUCUCCCGAUCUGGAGUCGCUGGACGCCGCGGCGGGCAGCAGCGGGGCGGCCGAUGAGGAACAGUGCAAUCGGAACGAUUCCGAGGAACCGCAGUAACGGGGAACCAGGAUGCUCGCCCUUCCCGUGGGUCAUCUUCGACACCUCCCAAUUUUUGCCGGACGAUCAUCUCCAGGCCGGAGAAAUCAUACCCCGGCCCGGAACCCCCUGCGACGCGUCCAGGCGGAUAGUUGGUGCAAAUCUUCGCACUUACAUAUCGUCGUCCUCCGACAAAUUUAUCGUCCAGAGGAUGGCGAAGAACAACGCUUACAGAGCGACACACUGAACGCUCCAAAAAUUAAUUUACAUGAAUCGCAAAAAUUCAGAUAAACCCAAUCAUGGUAAAAAAAAAAAGGAAGUAAUUGAAGUCGAAACCUCACGGUGAAACAUUCGACGUACAGUGCGUCGCCCUGUAUAUACAUAAACGACGUUUCGUGGCGACCCCCUCUCUCUCUCUCUCUCUCUCCCUCGUUUUCGUGGCAUUCCACUUCGCUGCAAUUAGGCAUUUAAUUUACGUGUAAAUAACGUCUCGCAUAAUAUACGUAAUAACGCGCGCACGUCGCGGUACAUAAAGUAUCAUGAAAGUACGCAUCCAAAUGGAAGUAAUAUAACGAAUUUAAUAAGGAAAAGCAGAGGUUAGGAAAUACUCUUCUCCGACCCCUCGUCGGGGGGCACUUCACGAAAAGACACCCGUCAUCCGUGUGCAUGCGUGUACAAUGUGUGUGUGUGUGCGUGUGGAUUUUUCGCCGCUUUAUUGUUUUUCCUCUCGUUGUAAAUUGAAAUACCAAUUACAAGGUUCUUUGUACAUAA
Messenger RNA from Orussus abietinus, 1870 nucleotides. It is a transcript of the gene Rchy1, whose product is annotated as RING finger and CHY zinc finger domain-containing protein 1. The coding region runs from base 200 to 1120 and encodes 306 amino acids. The transcript has 5 exons. Gene Ontology annotation, cellular component: nucleus. The record is from RefSeq and is a predicted model, not a curated record. Gene Ontology annotation, molecular function: zinc ion binding; ubiquitin protein ligase activity. Gene Ontology annotation, biological process: protein ubiquitination; ubiquitin-dependent protein catabolic process. Lineage: Eukaryota; Metazoa; Arthropoda; Insecta; Hymenoptera; Orussidae.